GAAAAAUUAUAAGAUUUUCUAAAAAAAAAUAAAAGUUACGAAAUUGUGUUUAAAAAGUUUUGAAAAAAUCUUCGAACAAAUUGAAUAAAAUUAGAUAAUUUGUAUUGAAAAGUGGCAAAACAAAUACAGGAAAUUUGAAAAUUUGCCGAAAGAAAUUAUAAACGAAACUACAAAAUAAUCUCUAUAAAUGAAAAUAAACUUUAAAUAAAGAAAAAGAAAAAUUUUAAAUAAAAAUUUUAAAAACUAUCAAAACUAAAGAAAAUUUUAAUAACAAAAUGUCUGCCGCUACAUUAUGUUUUUGGCAAAAUUCUUCAACUGCAGCAACAGCACAAACUAGCUCAAUGCCCGAUAGUACCACCAGUCCCACCAACUCGACCAUGACUUUAACCCCCGAUUCACCAACGAAAACUUUACAAAUUAAACAAUUAAAUAAAAGCAACAGUAAUUUGUUAAAAAAUCAUCAAAAUAAAAAUAUAAUUAAUACAAACAACAACAACAACAGCAACAAUAACAUGUUUCAAUAUAACAAUAAUAACAAAAAUAUACAUGAUUGGGAAAUGCAAAGUAAUGGUAUCUCCCAAAAUACUCAAUAUACUCAUCACAACAACAACAACAACCACAGCAGCAGCAACAACAAUCACCACUACAAGAAAAACAAUAAUAUUAUUGUUUUAGAUGACAAACAACAGCGUGAUCAGCAUCAUCAACAUACCGUAGAACUUUCCAAUUCUGUACGUCUUAUUGGUGGUUAUGAUGCCCAUGAUGUUGAAAAUAUUAAUGUAGAAGACGAUAAUGCUGGUGGUGCUAGUGAUACUGUUGAUGGUUUGUCUAAAUUCUAUUGUAAUGAUAAUGAUGCUGAAAAUAAUGAUCGUAUUGCAAAUCUAAACGAUCGUAUGUUGGUUGAUCAAGAGGUGGCUCGUAGUCAUCAGCUGCUUAGAAAUUUGUCUGCAGCUUAUGUAUCCAGUGCGGCAGCUGCCGUUGAGGCUGGCAGUGGUGGUGGACGUCAACGUCAUGCUCCACUAUAUGGUCGUUUUGUAGGUGAAGAAGAGCUUCCUGCUACACAUCGCGAUGUUAUGCAUCAUCGAUCUAGUCCAACGUCUUCAUCAGAGGUGCGCGCCAUGCAAGCACGUAUACCAACACAUUUUCGUGAUCCCGCAACGGCGCCGUUAAGAAAAUUAAGUGUGGAUUUAAUCAAGACCUACAAGCAUAUAAAUGAGGUCUACUAUGCAAAAAAGAAACGUCGUGCCCAACAGACACAAGGCGAAGAUGAUUCCUCAAAUAAAAAGGAACGUAAAUUAUAUAAUGAUGGCUAUGAUGACGAUAAUCACGAUUAUAUAAUUAAGCAUGGUGAAAGAUUUUUGGAUCGUUAUGAAAUUGAUUCAUUGAUAGGUAAAGGUAGUUUUGGACAAGUGGUCAAGGCUUAUGAUCAUGAAGAGCAAGGUUAUGUAGCAAUAAAGAUAAUUAAGAAUAAGAAACCGUUCCUAAAUCAGGCACAAAUUGAGGUUAAACUAUUGGAAAUGAUGAAUCGUGCAGAUGCAGAAAAUAAAUAUUAUAUCGUUAAACUUAAACGGCAUUUUAUGUGGCGCAAUCAUUUAUGUUUAGUAUUUGAAUUAUUAUCCUAUAAUUUAUAUGAUUUAUUACGUAAUACAAAUUUUCGUGGUGUCUCAUUGAAUUUAACACGAAAAUUUGCUCAACAGCUAUGCACUGCUUUGCUCUUCUUGAGUACUCCCGAACUGAAUAUAAUCCACUGUGAUCUAAAACCCGAAAAUAUAUUACUUUGUAAUCCCAAAAGAUCAGCCAUAAAUGUUGAUUUUGGCAGUUCUUGUCAAUUGGGUCAAAGGGUAUACCAAUAUAUACAAUCACGUUUCUAUCGUUCACCGGAAGUUUUAUUAGGCAUACCUUAUGAUUUGGCCAUUGAUAUGUGGUCUUUGGGUUGUAUUUUAGUGGAAAUGCAUACUGGCGAACCUUUAUUCUCCGGCUGUAAUGAAGUCGAUCAAAUGAAUAAAAUUGUUGAGGUCUUGGGUAUGCCACCCAAAAUCUGCUCGAUCCAAGCGCACAAGACUCGUAAAUUUUUCGAUAAAAUCGUCUCAGAUGGUUCGACUGUUUUGAAGAAAAGUCAAAAUGGUCGUAAAUACAAACCGCCUGGGUCACGUAAACUACCACGAUAUACUGGGGCGUCUGAAACGGGGCCGGGUGGUCGACGUAUGGAUGAGCCGGGUCAUUCGGUAGCGAGACUAUUUAAAAUUCAAAGACUUAAUAUUACGAAUGUGGAUUUUGAUCCGAAGACACGUGUCACACCGUAUUAUGCGUUACAGCAUAAUUUCUUUAAGCGUACCACAGAUGAGGGUACCAAUACGGGUGCUGGUUCGGUACAAACUGGUAGUAUAGCAAUAUCUUCGCCUUCCGUUAGUUCAACAUCAUCAUCGACGGCCGCUCUAGUGCCGGGUGGUCAAAUGGUACCGGUUAGUGCGGUGCAACAUUCAGAACAACAGAGUCAUGGUAAGUUUUUAUAAGAAUUUUAUUUUUUACUUU
Messenger RNA from Lucilia sericata (common green bottle fly), 2532 nucleotides. Its product is annotated as serine/threonine-protein kinase minibrain-like. NCBI's taxonomy places the organism in Eukaryota, Metazoa, Arthropoda, Insecta, Diptera, Calliphoridae. Gene Ontology annotation, biological process: positive regulation of DNA-templated transcription; protein autophosphorylation; peptidyl-serine phosphorylation. Gene Ontology annotation, molecular function: transcription coactivator activity; protein serine/threonine/tyrosine kinase activity; ATP binding. Gene Ontology annotation, cellular component: nucleus. The record is from RefSeq and is a predicted model, not a curated record.